Dacryopinax primogenitus is the source of this 1017-nucleotide messenger RNA. RefSeq names its product NADP-binding protein. The transcript has 4 exons. Gene Ontology annotation, molecular function: oxidoreductase activity, acting on the CH-OH group of donors, NAD or NADP as acceptor. NCBI's taxonomy places the organism in Eukaryota, Fungi, Basidiomycota, Dacrymycetes, Dacrymycetales, Dacrymycetaceae. The record is from RefSeq and is a predicted model, not a curated record. Bases 1 to 1017 code for a protein of 338 amino acids.
AUGCCCACGCGACCUCUUGUGCUGGUAACAGGCGCUACAGGCUUCAUCGGCACCGCGAUCGUGCUCCAUCUCAUUGCGCAGGGAUAUCGCGUGCUUGCGACUACGCGGUCAUUUACAAAAGUGAACUCCUUUCUUUCACGUCACCCGCGCCUGGCUGACUCAGUAGCAUGGACCAUCAUACCCGAUAUGACCUCCCCCUCUGCGUUCGACAGCGCUGUCACAGGCGUAGAUUAUAUCAUCCACGCCGCUGCCCCAGUGAACCGCAGCUGGAAGCCAUUUGAGGCCAGCGCGAUAGACGUCGCUACGAAGGGAGUGACGAACCUGCUUGAGGCGGCGGCGAAGGCGAGCAGCGUGAGGAGAGUGGUUGUGACGAGCUCUUUUGCGGCGGUGUUUGAUCAUCGGAAGGGUGCCAGGGUGGGGUACACGUACACAGAUAAGGACUGGAGUCCGCUCACGACAGAAGAUGCCAAAGAAGGCGGUGACCCAGCCUAUGUCGUCUCCAAGAAAUUGGCAGAACAAGCCGCUUGGGACUUCAUCGCCCACCACAAACCCCAUUUCACGCUAACGACUAUCUGCCCUCCGCUCGUAUUCGGCCCGCCCCUCCAGCCGGUGGAUAGCAUGUCUGAGCUGAACACGAGCGCGGACGAGGUUUGGAAACUGAUGAACGGGAGCUGUGGGGUACUGCCGCCGACGCUUAUCCCCACGUGGGUUGACGUGCGAGAUGUUGCAAGGAGACACGUCGCCGCUCUCUCCCACCCGCACGCCCCAAACCAACUGUAUCUCACAGUUGCCGGGCUGCUCAGCAACGCCCAAAUCGCGCACAUCCUCGGCCAAGCCUUCCCCGACCUUUUGGCAAAUGCCCAGAUCCCCGCUUCUAAUAACGAGCCCCCGCCCCCGAUGUCUGCCGUAGAUUCGAGAAGAGCGAUAGAGGAUUUUGGCGGGUGGGUGGCGAUGGAAGAGAGUGUGACGGAUACAGCUAAGGCAUUGCUGGAGCUGGCGAAGAGGGUGCGGCCUUGA